GUAGACACCUAUUGGUAAUCCAUUUCUGCUGGUAGUUCGCUGCUGAGGCGGCAGACAGCGCCGUUUUGACGUCUUCAGCUAUGUUCGGGAAAGGAACUUCGUGCUUCACAUUGUUUGAAAAUCCACCACGCUGGUAAGAUGAGGCUUCAUAGACACGGCAAGCUUGCCUUACUUUUGGCCCUAGCCUUGGUGUUUUGCUGGCUCUUACUCUAUUUUGUAAGUUCAUCGGGGACAAAAGAAGAUCCAGAUGAGACGAGAAUUAUAUUGGCUCCUCCAAUAUGGGAAAAAAGAAAACUUCAGCAACCAGAAGAUCAGUUUUAUAAAGAAAAAGAAGAUAAUGAAUAUGUACCUCAGGGGGAUGGGACUUCAGUUUUGAAGCUGCCAGAUCAUGGUGGAAUGAUGACUGUCAUAGAUGACUGGGAAAGAGAACAGUUACAUGGCCGUCGCCCUGUUGUGAGGAAUAAACAAGAUGUAUUUGGUGCUGAUGAUAAAAAAUUUGUCUCUCAGAAAAUGCUCACAAAUCAAGAAUCAGAAACAGGUGAUUCUAAAACUAACAAGGAUGCGGCAAAUAUCAACAACAGAUUAGAUAAGCUUGCAAAGGAGAUGAAAAUUCUGCUGAGUGACUUUGAUGUCAAGAAGCAAGAUACAAGUCAAAAGGAAAAUUCAGUGGUUGUGCAAGAAACCAGCAGUUCGAAGGGCACUGUACCUCAGUCACCUCAGUACGUAGACAAAAUUGCUAUACUUACUCCAAUAGCUAAUGCUGAGAGUAGGCUAGAUCGCUAUGCUAACCUUAUUAGGUCUUUGUCUUACCCACACAGUCUGAUCUCUGUCAUGUUUGGAGAAGAUUCAAGUGGAGAUGGGACUCUUAAAAAAGUCGAGGUUGUAGUUGAUAGACUGAAACACGAGUUUCGUAGAGUCCAGUUCUUCCAUUUCAGUGAUAAUUUUUAUAUAAAGCAAGACUGGUCAGAAAUCCACAGGAAAUCAAUUCAGUUAAAAAGACGCUCCCACUUGGCUAAGUCACGCAACAAUUUGAUAUUUGAAGGACUUAGAGAUGAAGACUGGGCACUAUGGAUAGACAGUGAUGUAACCAGUUUUCCAAGUGACUUGAUACAAAAACUUUUGGCUGCAAAAAAAGACGUGGUGGUUCCGAGUUGCAUGUCAAUGGAUGAGAAAGGCGAUGUUCAUCUCUAUGACAGAAAUACAUGGCGUGAAACCAAGUCCUCUCUUGCCCUACAGAAAGUUCGAUCUCCAGAUUAUCUCAUGCUAGAAGGGUAUGAUCAGAGUGAGAGGCUCUUCUUACCAGAUUUAAAAUCUGAAGGAGAUGUAGUUCAAAUAGAUGGGGUUGGAGGAUGUGUUCUGUUGAUAAAAGCUAUUCAUCACAAGCAAGGUCUUGUAUUUCCCCCAUUUAUAUUUGAUCAUCACAUCGAGACAGAGGGUCUUGCCAAGAUGGCAAAGGCAAUGAAUAUAUCUCUGUGGGGUAUGCCAAAUUUGGAAGUAUAUCAUUGAGGAUGCUGUCCACUGGUGUUGUCAUGUAUGUCGGUGAAAAUAUCUAUAGAUGAAAUGUCCAGAUUUUUUGGUUUACAUUAUGUGCAAGUUACCAAUAUCUCUAGUCGUGUCACUGUGAAUUAAUGGACCAUGUCAAUAAUUGCAUAAUUUUACUUGUACAAUUUAGAGGUAUAACUAAUUGUCAGAUGUUUAACUGCUGGUAAUAUUUUUUACUACAUGUAUUAUCUUAUUUCCAGUAAUCGUAUUUACAUUCCUAUAUCACGGAAACAUUCUCUACAGUGUUUAUAUCUGCGUGGUUAAUUUUAAAAAAAAUAUUUUAUUAGAAGCAACUUAUCAGAGAGUAAUUACUUAUGAUGUACAAACUGCACACUUUUUCUAAUAUUUUAUUUCUUUUGUAGUUUUGAAUUAAUCAUUUCAGAAACAGAUGUGCACUUCUGAAGUGUAAAGUGUAAAUUAGAAAACAUUGAGAAAAAUUGUGCACAGUGUGAAUUAAUGAAGUAAUUACCAUACAAACAAUUAAAUUGUGCAUAUUAUAUGAAAAAAAACAACUAUUUUAAAAAUGUACAUGCUCUUAUUGUUUAAAUAAUUGGAGAGAUCUGUUACAGGCAUUCCUUAAAUUGAUAUAUGCAUUUUUAUUCCUAAUGGAAUUGCAACAUUACU
Molecule: messenger RNA, 2166 nt
Organism: Lingula anatina
Lineage: Eukaryota; Metazoa; Brachiopoda; Lingulata; Lingulida; Lingulidae
Biological process (GO): cell wall mannoprotein biosynthetic process; protein N-linked glycosylation
Cellular component (GO): mannan polymerase complex
Molecular function (GO): alpha-1,6-mannosyltransferase activity
Source: RefSeq, a predicted model, not a curated record